Lentinula edodes (shiitake mushroom) is the source of this 1728-nucleotide messenger RNA. RefSeq lists its product as uncharacterized. The transcript has 11 exons. The coding region runs from base 1 to 1728 and encodes 575 amino acids. Lineage: Eukaryota; Fungi; Basidiomycota; Agaricomycetes; Agaricales; Omphalotaceae. The record is from RefSeq and is a predicted model, not a curated record.
AUGCGAUCGCUCGUUCUCACUGUGCUUAUACUCAGCAGCAUUGGUACUUUGAACGCUGCUCAACCUCGUCAACAACCAUUUCGUUUUACAGACCCGUUUGAGGAUAUUACAGCGCCCCACGAGGCCUCGUCAUAUACAUUCAAAUGGCCAAUUCAUCGAGUGGCAAUCAUUGGUGCAGGAGCUGGGUAUACCCUCUUUGGAUUUUUACUUCUUCUUCUUUUCCUCAAACCCAUUCUCUUUCUCUACUCCAGCGGCCUCAUCGCCUACGACCAAUUCUCCCGUCUCAACAACUUCUAUGUCCGACUCUUCGAGCGCGACUCAAUGCCCGGUGGGAAUUGGCAUUACACCGCCAACGAAACAUCCCCGAAUGCACCAGUACCCAAUUUCCCUACAUCUAAAGCAGAUUUCGAGCCGGAUCUGCCACCAGAUGGUGUGAAGUUGCCGUAUGAAAAGAGCUUUGAGGGCGUGGAGGAGCAAAGGGUGUUGGAAGUAAAGAUUGAUCAGAGAGCUCCGAAGCCGAUUUGGGAAAGGUUGGGUGCGACUGGACCGAGGUCAUAUCAAGAGUUUCGAGCAUUACCUUGGCCAGAACAGACUCCCAUUGACAUUAACCGCACCCACCUCCAACGCUACGUCCGCACCUUCGCCUCCUUUCUCUCACUGAACAGUAACGACAACAAUCUCGAUGUCUCCUAUAACACCCGCGUCGAACGCGUCACUAAACGAUACAACAUCACCACAAGUACUGAAAACGGACAACAAACGAAAACUGAAGCGGGUUGGACACUUCUCCUUCGACAAUUCACCCAAACUGGGAACAACUCGUACAAGAUUCGUUGGUGGGAGGAAGCGAUUGCCUCCGGACGGUUCAACGCACCCAACACACCUGAUAUUCCUGGUCUUUCACAAUGGGCUAGCCUCUAUCCUCAUCUCAUCUCCCACUCCCGACAAUAUCGUCGCCCAGAGGAAUUUGCUAAUCAGUCUGUGUUAGUCAUCGGUGGAUCGGUCAGCGGAACUGAAAUAGCUGAGGAAUUGGACGGGGUGGCUGGGAAAGUCAUUUUGAGCGUUCGGGAUAGCGAAGACUCUGCGCAUACUCCCCCCCGGAAAAUGCACUUAUCCAGAGUCCCGCGAAACGUUUCUAUCGUUCCAGAAAUCAAAUCAUUUCAUCCCUUUACGGCACCGGGAAUCACCUCCGGCAAGGUCGAGCUUUUCAACGGUACCAUAUUAAACGGAUUCGACAGAAUUAUUUUAGCCACUGGAUACCGCUAUUCAUUCCCCUUCCUUCCCCAAUACAUCAACACCUCUCUCCGUGCAAAUGAAAGCAUACCGAUUCAAGGCACAGACGCCAAGUCAACUCAACGUCAACAACCACUGAUAACAGAUGGAACCCAUAUCCGAAGCCUCCAUCUUGAUAUAUUCUAUAUUGAAGAACCGACAAUUGGGUUUAUUAAUAUGAACACCGGCAUCGAAACAUUCCUUUACUCCGAAUUCACCUCUGCGGCGUUAUCCAAAGUAUGGGCUGGACAAGCUAAACUGCCGUCUUCCAAUUUUAUGUGGGCGAGGCAUUGGGAGCGGGUCGGGAAAGGCUACGGACGCACGUUCAUGGCAUAUGGUGUUGAGAAACAAGCUGCAAUAACAAAAUACCUGGUCGGGUGGCUUAAUCAAGAUGCUGUAAAGUACGGUGGAUAUCAGGCCCAGUCUGAUUACUGGUACCCUUGGGAGGGAAACUAG